Messenger RNA from Rattus rattus (black rat), 1495 nucleotides. It is a transcript of the gene Borcs5, whose product is annotated as BLOC-1 related complex subunit 5. Lineage: Eukaryota; Metazoa; Chordata; Mammalia; Rodentia; Muridae. Gene Ontology annotation, cellular component: BORC complex; synaptic vesicle membrane; cytoplasmic side of lysosomal membrane. The record is from RefSeq and is a predicted model, not a curated record. The transcript has 4 exons. Bases 702 to 1289 code for a protein of 195 amino acids. Gene Ontology annotation, biological process: organelle transport along microtubule; positive regulation of anterograde synaptic vesicle transport; lysosome localization.
AAGUUUAGAAAAGAGCUUUGCUUCAGUACUAGGGUGAAUUGAAAUUUGAGGGCUACAGACCACCUUUCUUCCUCAUUGGUAAAAUAGAGGUAAAAAUACCGAUUUUGCCUGACAUGGUGGUUUACCCCUGUAAACUCUAACAGUAGGUUGAGACAGGAGGAUCAAGAGAGUUGGAGGUCACCAGGGCUAGAGUGUGAACUUCUGUCUCAAAAACAAAAAUCAAGCCCAUUUUGUAAAGUUGUUUGAAGAUAACCAGCAUUACAGUUCUUAACAUGUGUUGUUCAAACAUGCUACACACGGUAGGAAAUGGCUUUAUCUUCUGGUCAUCUUUGACCUUGGGGAAGCCUGGCCCUUUAAGACAGCGCCGCCCCAGCCUCCAGCGCGCGUCUCCUGCCCCGCCCCGUCUCUCGGGUUUGGAGGCGGGACCUUCAAACCCGGAACUGAAGGCCUUGCGUCUCCCGCGCGGCCAAUCGGCGUCCCGGAAGGAGCGAGCUGAAGCAACUGAGCCAGUGAAUGACAGCAGCGCCGCCCGCCGGUCGCGGCCGUAGCCCCGCCGGUGUCGCGAGCCUUCUGUCAACGCGCCCCUCUGGAAGGCGAGUGGCGGCGUGCCUUCGCGCCGCGCCUCCUCGCGUAUCUGUGGUCCAGCGGGGUCUCCCCACUCUCCCCGGCCCCUUCCCCGCUGUCCCUUUGCUGCUGGCGCCAUGGGCAGCGAGCAGAGCGCGGAGGCCGAGAGCCGCCCCGGCGAUCUGAACGCUUCAGUGACUCCAUCUCCGGCUAAACAUCGGGCCAAGAUGGAUGAUAUCGUGGUGGUAGCUCAGGGCUCUCAGGCCUCAAGGAAUGUCAGCAAUGAUCCUGAUGUCAUCAAGCUGCAAGAGAUUCCAACCUUCCAGCCCCUUUUAAAAGGGCUCUUGAGCGGACAGACGUCCCCAACAAACGCCAGGCUGGAGAAGCUGGACUCUCAGCAGGUGCUGCAGCUCUGCCUCCGGUACCAAGACCACCUGCACCAGUGCGCAGAGGCCGUCGCUUUCGACCAGAAUGCUCUGGUCAAGCGAAUCAAAGAGAUGGAUCUGUCCGUGGAAACCCUCUUUUGCUUCAUGCAGGAGCGCCAGAAAAGAUACGCCAAGUACGCCGAGCAGAUCCAGAAGGUGAACGAGAUGUCGGCCAUCCUGCGCCGUAUCCAGAUGGGCAUAGACCAGACGGUGCCACUCAUGGAGAGGCUCAACAGCAUGCUGCCAGAGGCUGAGCGCCUGGAGCCCUUCAGCAUGAGGCCUGAGCGGGAGCGCCACUAGCCGGCACCUGCCCCUCAGGCGCAGGUCCUCCAGCCUUCGCCUGGCCCGGAUGAUGGCCUAGAUGUGUUUGACCCACAUGGACGUUCCCAUGAGAACUGAAGUUGGGACAGUUGAAUUCCUGGGAAUUCUGUAAGGAACUUUGCAUCAAGAGUUAUUUUUAUUUUGCUCAGAUUUUUUUGAAUUAAAAGUGUAGUCUAGCUACUGCA